Messenger RNA from Triticum turgidum subsp. durum (durum wheat), 1410 nucleotides. The record is from the annotation of a GenBank genome assembly. NCBI's taxonomy places the organism in Eukaryota, Viridiplantae, Streptophyta, Magnoliopsida, Poales, Poaceae.
AUGGCUGACACGGCCGCCGCCCCGCUCCUGACAAGCCACAAAGCCAGGCCGUCGAUCGAUGAAACGAUGGAGGCGUACAUGGGUGCCGCCGGCGCCGGGCAGCUUCUCAAGGCCGUCUUGCUGGCCUUCGCGUGGGCGUGGGACCGUCCCGCCGUAACGUCGGUGGUCUCGGAGUGGUCACUGGAGUGCGCCGGCCCGGCGCUCGUCUCGCUCCCGGCAUCCUCGUUCUUCGCCGGAUGCCUCGUCGGCGGAUUCCUCCUCACCACGCUUGCCGACUCGCUCCUGGGCCGCAGGAAGAUGCUGCUCGCGUCCAUUGUGUCCAUGUCGGUCUCUGGCAUGGUCACCGCGUUCUCGCCGAACGUGUGGGCGUACGCCGCCCUGCGAUUCGUGUCCGGGUUCGGCAGGUCCAUGGUUGGCACGUGCACGCUGGUCCUAUCCACGGAGCUCGUGGGAAGGAGGUGGCGCGACACGGUGUGCGUGGCCGGGUUCUUCUGCUUCACCCUCGGGUUCCUGUCUCUCCCGGCGCUCGCCUACACGUUCCGGGAGGCGUCGUGGCGGAACAUGUACCUGUGGACGUCCGUGCCGUCCCUCUGCUACGCCAUCCUAUUCUACUUCGUCGUCCAGGAGUCGCCGCGGUGGCUGCUGGUGCGCGGCAGGAGGCAGGACGCCAUCGACACGCUGCAGCAGAUGCAGAUCGGCGGCAUCACGUCGUCCAGCUUCUCCAUGAUACACGCCUGUGCCGUGAACGACGACGAUGACGCGGGGGCGAGCGCGAGCAGCGUGUUCGCCACGCUGCACUCCAUGCGGGAGCGCCCGUGGGCGCUCCGGAGGCUGGCGGCGAUCAUGACGGCCAGCUUCGGCGUCGGCAUGGUCUACUACGGCAUGCCGCUCAACGUUGCCAACCUGGGCUCCAACCUCUACCUGAGCGUCACGUACAAUGCGCUGGCCGAGCUGCCGUCGUCCAUCCUCUCGUGGCUCCUGAUGGGCAGGAUCAACCGUCGGAGCUCGGUGGUCGCGCUCACGGCGGCGGCGGGGCUGUGGAGCCUCGCGUGCGUCGUAAUCCCGCAGGGCACGGCGCGGAUGGCCGCCGAGCUGGUCUCCAUCUUCGCGACGUGCACGGCGUUCAACGUCAUACUCAUGUACUCCAUCGAGCUGUUCCCGACGUCCGUCCGUAACUCGGCGGUGGGGCUGGUGAGGCAGGCGCUGGUGUUGGGAGGCGUGGCGGCGCCCGUGCUCGUCGCGCUGGGGCGCCGCAACAGUUUCUUCUCCUUCGGCGUCUUCGGGCUCGUCAUCGGCUGCUCCGGCAUGUUCGCUGCCUGCCUGCCUGCCAGAGACGAGGGGAAAGGCCAUGUCCGACACCAUGGACGAGGAAGACCACACUUGCACCUUCCACCACCACGUGGACACUAG